Molecule: messenger RNA, 2413 nt
Organism: Lineus longissimus
Lineage: Eukaryota; Metazoa; Nemertea; Pilidiophora; Heteronemertea; Lineidae
Product: growth hormone secretagogue receptor type 1-like
Exons: 1
Coding region: 1-1080 (359 amino acids)
Biological process (GO): G protein-coupled receptor signaling pathway
Cellular component (GO): plasma membrane
Molecular function (GO): G protein-coupled receptor activity
Source: RefSeq, a predicted model, not a curated record
AUGGUCGCUUCAUUGUUUUCUACCAGCAACAACGUCCAUUCCAAAACAAUUACAGAAGACACCUCACUCUAUGACGCAUUUUACGCGUUUGUUGCAUACUUUGGUGGCUACCUCACCAUUCUUACCAUUCUCCUUGGAGUAGUCGGCAACAUCAUCAGCUUGAUUAUCUUCAUAAGACAGCGGAAGAAGGAUAGUGCGAGCGCCAUCUAUCUCGGGUGCUUGGCUGUGACAGAUCUCGGAAACUUGAUUUCUGGAAUUAUAUUCUGGGCGCACCAGAGUCUCUAUUACAUGUCGUUUGGGGCAUACAACAUCCCGUACGCUUAUACUGAUUUGGGAUGCAAGAUUCUUUGCUACGCUUGGUAUAACUUCAUGUUCCUCUCCGGAUGGAUCAUCAUAGCGUUUUCAGUUGAGAGAAUGAUAGCUGUGGUAUUCCCUUUGAAUGUAUCAACAGUUGUCACAUCGCGGAGACGGAAACUGGUCCUAGUUGGUCUUCUUUUCGCAUCUUUAGCAAUCUGGGGAGACGUAGGCCAGUUAUUUGAGGUCUAUGGCCCCUAUCCCCCAGGACAUCAAGAACGAUACAAUUGUUUCUUUAACCCAGUUGCGCUACCAGAAUGGCACUUGUUAUUUUUCUUAAUCAGGUUAUUUUCUCUAACCCAGUUUUUACCGAUUGUGAUAUUGACCAUCCUAAACACUAUCAUUAUCAUUGGCAUAAGGAGGAAUAAUGGCGUGAUUGAAAUAAAAGAUCCCAAAAGAGCUAAGAGAGAAAUGCGUUGUACUUUAAACCUGAUUUCAGUUUCUACUGCAUAUACUGUUCUCAUGACUCCGUACCUGAUCACCUGGGCCCUUUACAUGGCCGAGGACCUCACGGGGUGGAAGGGCCGCUCACUUGCUUACGUUGAUUUCUUGAGCGAGGUUGCAGUUUACACUAUAAGUAUCGGCUCCAUUAACUACGCCCUCAACUUCGUCAUCUAUACCAUUUCUUUGGAUUUCUAUAGAGCUGAAUUGUUACAAGUAUUAAAUUGUAAUAAAAAAAAGCUGAUGAGGACAGAUAUAAGUUUCACUCUCAACAAAAUCGAAUGAAUAACGUGAUAAGGACAUGUAUGUUAGUAAAAUUGAGGACGCUUUUACCAGUGACUCAUACAAUUUUCCCAAGUAGGAUGUUAAAAUAAGUAAACCUUGUCGACACGCGCAGUUUCCAAGCUUUUGCAUUUCGCUUUAUCAAUAACUAAACAUUGAUUGUUUAGGCCAAUUUAGGCCAAGUGUUCAACUUACAUUUCCACGAAAAUUAUCGAAAAAUUUAAAGUCGUUGGAAUUUGGGUUACUCGGAUCUCACUCAUAGGAAAUUCCAGGAUGGGAAUUUCAUCAGUCUUCGAGUGUCAAGUGCGACGACAAGAUAUCGAAAAGCAUUUUUCGAUCUGCUUGAUUGAAACGAAGUAGUUAACGCGACUGCGCAGAACUUUGCCCCAUGGGUCAGAUGAGAUUAUCGCGGGAACGGAAGUAGUAAUGCCAAGUAACCUUUGGCGGCGGGAUAUUUUAGUUGGCAUUGGUGCGGUUGCCGGUGAUGCACUUGGCUUAACAUCCCGAACCUUCUCAGCCCUUUUCGUUAUACGCCAACUGCAGACGGCCAGGGUCAAUAUAAAGAGGAGGAUGUCUCCAUCCAGUCCAUUCGCCCGCUCUUAUUGUCUUACUCCCCCGAAGUGGAAAGAACGGCUAACUUUGGCGUUUAAUCGUAACCCUGGCAUUAUAUAAUGGUCUUACCUAAAGGUUAUAACGCCAGUUUUAGGAUGACGACGCCCAUGACUGUAUCACUGUUUGGGUAACUGCUGGUUAAGUCGUGGCUCUGAUUUCGCAUCGUGCGAAUCAUUCGCAGAGCCAAAUAUUCAUAUCGUCAAGCUGCAUGUAUUUGUGUCAAAUAUAGAAAGCUGCCACGUGCAAAUCGUGUAUAUGUUAAUAUGUACUGUACAAUUUCCGAAUCUGUUUUCGUUUAUCUCUCUUACAAAGUUUAAUAACCUAUAGGCGCAGGUUUCAAAGAAAACUGCAAUCUCCUUAUUUACAGAAACCUGAACCGAUUCUAUAGACCUAUAGGCCCUAUGCCGAGUAGAUAUCAAAACGGAAUUAUAUCAAUCUCAUCUCAAUUGUACCAAUUUUUGAAACUUCAACAUCGGGGGUGACGAGUACAUUAUUUCUUUAGAGAGAAAACAGAGCUAAAAGAAGAUGGCAGAAACCCAACAAAGUAGAUCAUAGUUGAAUAACUGCCCAAGGCGGUUCAGUCCAACUGAAUAUUCUGUCUUAUUCUUGAGAGAUAAAUGCAUGAGUGACCUGAGGUUCUGGCGAAUUCGAUUACCGUUAAAAGCGUGGUACGUUCUAGUGCAUAUUGUUUACGUAAUAAGCGAAACCGAAAUGCAGUUAUCAU